This is a messenger RNA of Astyanax mexicanus (Mexican tetra), 6137 nucleotides long. RefSeq names its product STE20 related adaptor alpha (gene strada). The coding region runs from base 207 to 1502 and encodes 431 amino acids. Lineage: Eukaryota; Metazoa; Chordata; Actinopteri; Characiformes; Acestrorhamphidae. Gene Ontology annotation, molecular function: ATP binding; protein kinase activity; protein serine/threonine kinase activator activity. The transcript is spliced from 13 exons. Gene Ontology annotation, biological process: protein phosphorylation. The record is from RefSeq and is a predicted model, not a curated record.
GCUUUUCUUGCUUUAGUUGGAGGCUUCCCACCCUACUGCGGGUCGUGCUGCUGUAGAGAAGAGGGCUGAAAUCAGCACAGGAUGAUAUAACGCCUGCAGAUCAGGCUAAACGGCGCGAAACCCUUAAUAUUCAUCUUCUACCUAAAAGGAAUUUAUGCUGAAUGUGUUUUUGAUGGUGUAGUUGCGUGUGGUCUUCUUCAGGAUCAAUGUCUUUUUUGCGCUGGGUGACGGAGAAGCUGAGUGUGGAGAGUCUGAGGGAUCUGGAGUUGUUUGGAGAGCAAGCUCAGGCAAGCCCCCUCAGGAAAGUAAGUGAGGCCAAUGAAGACAGUCGUGAGUCUCUGAGCCCCCUCCCACAACGGGAAACCAUGGGAACCUUCCUGCCUGACAGCAGUGCUUAUGAACUGCUCACCAUCAUAGGCCGUGGUCUGGAGGACUUGAUGACCGUAAACUUGGGGAGAUACAAACCUACUGGAGAACAUGUUGCUAUCAGAAGGAUUGAUCUGGAGUCCUGUACCAAUGAUAUGGUCAACUACCUACAGGGAGAGCUGCAUGUUUCUAAACUCUUCCACCAUCCCAGCAUCCUCCCUUACAGGAGCAUCUUCAUCGCAGAGAACGAGUUAUGGGUGAUCACACCAUUCAUGGCCUAUGGCUCGGCACGAGAUUUGAUCAGCACUCACUUCACAGACGGUAUGAGUGAGCUGACCAUCGCAUACAUUCUGCUUGGUGUACUCAGAGCGCUGGAGUAUAUUCACCACAUGGGUUACGUACACCGGAGUGUGAAGGCCAGUCACAUUCUGAUCUCAGCAGAUGGCCAGGUUUAUCUGUCUGGUCUGAGAAGUAUCUUCAGUUUAAUCCGGCAUGGCCAGAGGGCACGAGUGGUCCACGAUUUCCCCCAGUACAGUGUUAAAGUGCUGCCCUGGCUCAGCCCUGAGGUGCUACAGCAGAAUCUUCAGGGGUACGACUUCCGCUCUGAUAUUUACAGUCUGGGAAUUACUGCAUGUGAGCUGGCCAAUGGUCAUGUGCCAUUUAAAGACAUGCCUGCUACCCAGAUGCUGUUGGAGAAGUUGAACGGUACAGUGCCAUGCCUGCUGGACACCACCACCAUCCCCCCAGAGGAGCUCAGUAUGAAGCCGUCUCGCUCAGGGGCCGACUCGGGGAUCUGCGAGGGUCCUGGGGCAGGGGUUUCACGUCACACUAACGGAGAACCCUCGUCCUCCUCAGGGCCGAAUCCGUACAGCCGCACCUUCAGCCCUCACUUCCACGCCUUUGUAGAGCUGUGCCUGCAGAGAGACCCGGAGAAGAGGCCUUCUGCAAGUGCACUGAUUGGUCACUCCUUCUUUAAGCAGAUAAAGCGCCGGCCGUGCGAGGCUUUACCAGAACUGCUGCGUCCGGUCUCACCGCUCAGCAGCUUCGAGUGCGUCCAGCCUCAGGACUCCCCCUCAGGUCUGGCCAGCCUGGAGUCCGGCCUCAGCCACCUGGACGUGGACGACUGGGACUUCUGACAAGUGACCAGUCAAGGAGAAGGAGAACGGAAAUGGACAAAGAAUGGACAACAUGUGCUGAGUGGCUUGUGGACGGAAAUGAAAGAAGGAUGUUUUGUUCCUGGCGGGAGUCUGGAUUUAGGGGUGGCAAUGGGAAGUUGUGGGUGCAUGCGUUUUCUAACUAGUAGGACAUGAAAGGAAAGAAAAUCAAAGAGGAUGCUUUUAAAAGAAUGGGUCAGUCAGUGAUGCUAACGUUACUAACAGUGGAUGAAGGUGAGCAGCCACCAGUUACCAUUAUGAAAACAUCAUAAUGCCUAUUUUGAUGUCAGUUAAAGGAGAACUCUGGUGUGAAAUUGACUUUGGGUGUAGUAGAACAUGAUAAAGUACUAACCUGUGUUGAAUAGCCCACCUUCAUUCUCCCACAGCUUUCCGAGAUCCAGCAAUUUUGUGCAGUUUGUCCAAACAGGCUAGAAUGGGUUUUAAUGGGGCAUAUUUUGCCCCUGCAGACAAAUGGAUUUUUACACUGCAGCUUCAGCUGGCAUAACGGAGGAGAAGGCUAAGAAAAAAGAAGACAUAACGCGUUUGUGCGUUUCCAGCCUGCAACUUUACGUCCUCGUCACUCUACUGAUCAUGACUUUACUUUAAGAUGGCAGUGCCCGGAGAUGUAAGUUACGAUAGCAGUGGUUAUUAAUACUUUAAUAGUAACUUCUUAUGCACUUCUUUUAAAGUUCUUUAUGCCUCGUUUUGAAUGUCAGGGCUCUCCAGAUUCUACCAAUGAGGUGUGGAGCUUCUUUGAGCCUGGAUAACAGUGUAAAAGGCAAUUUAUCUGCAGGGGAAAAAUAUGCCCCAUUAAAACUCAUUGUAGCCUGUUUGCAAACUGCUCAAAAUUCCUAGAUCUCGGAAAGCUGCGCGAGAGCGGAGGUGGGCUAUUCAACAAAUGUUCGUACUCUUUAUCAUGUUUUACUACAGACAAAGUCAGUUUCACAGAGUUCUCCUUUAAAAAUGCUGAUGUUGCUAACAGUGGAUGAAGACAAACAGCGCAAAUUACAAUAAUGUGAAUGACAUCACAACGUUUAUUUUGAUGCAAGUUAACCAAUGUUUGUAACAAUGCUUGAAACUAAAUAGCCACAUAUAAGCAUUGUUAAAGGAUGUCACAAUGCUUCAGCAAUGCUAAUAUUACCAUUACCAUUACUAAAACAUGAGCACCAUUAUAAAAAUGAUUUUUUUGUAAUGCUAACAAUACAAGAAAGUGGAAAUUCAUACAGUAUAAAGCAUUGCCAGUUAAUAUAACUGUUAUGUCAGUCAGCUAAAUUGUUAGCAUUGCUAACAGUGGAUGAAUGUGAGAAGCCAACAUUUUCUAUUAUAAGAACACAUCAACAUCAAAAUGCUUAUAAUUAUGUUAAUCGGUAAUGCUGAUGUUGCUAACAAAGCAAGAUAGCAGUCACAAAUGAGCCCUGAGAAACGCUAGUGGGUGAAAGCAAAUUUGAAAUGUACCACAAAAAAAAUACAUUCACUGCUUAUUCUGGUGUCAGCCAGUAAUGCUAACAUUACUAAUAAUACACAAAAGUAGAGAGCUACAUAAAUGCAUUGUUGAAUGAUGUCACAAUGCUUAUUAUGAUGUCUGUAAAUAAUGCUAACACUGCUAGCAUUGUAUGAAAACUCAUAAUGCUAACCUGGCUAUCAGUGAAUUUGUGAUCAUCUGCUAAUUACUCCAUUUGCCACAAUGUCUUACAUGUUUUUAUGCUUUAGUAAUGUUACCAUUAUUGACUUGCCUCAUAAUAAGCAUUGGAAUGUCAUUUUCAUAAAGAUAAUUUUCACCCACUCUUUGCAUUAGCUUCGUUCAUCAACAUAAUGAUAAGCAGUCUAUCAUUAUUUCACAAUGCAUAUUGAGCCUGUAAUCAUAUUCAUAAAGUUUUAAGAGUUCAGAAAUCAAUAUUUGGUCGAAUAACCCUGAUUUUAAUUACAGUUUUCAUGCAUCUUGGCAUGUUCUCUCCUCCACCAGUCUUACACACUGCUUUUGGAUAACUUUAUGCCACUCCUGGUGCAAAAAAACAGGCAGGUCAGUUUGGUUUGUUGGCUUGUGAUCAUCCAUCUUCCUCUUGAUUAAAUGCCAGAGGUUUUCAAUUAGGUAAAAUCAAAGAAACUCAUCAUUUUUAUGUGGUCUCUUAUUUUUUUUCCAGAGCUGUAUAUUUGUGCAGUGUGAAGCUGCUUUAAACACAGUGUUUGCAAUUGGAAGUCUGCACAGUAAGCGGACUUGAGCGGGCGUACGCGGUGAGCGCUGCACAUGUGGCGUUCAGUGUGAAAAAAGAUUAGCAUGGAGCGUUUGUUUAUAGUUGUAGUAAUUAUCUGGCUAUUAUAUCAGGUUAAACUGCAACUGAACAGCCAUUUAUUCACUUAAAAUAUAAAUAUAUUUGACCAGACCAAGGGUAACUACUAGGGGUAACCACGGGUCUUAAUGCGGUUAUUUUGGUCUGCACCAGAGUGCGAUUACUGAUUUCACACCUGCUGAAAUAAACCACACCAGGCGUGCAAAGGAACCAGAUAGAUCAUAUAGUGCUUGUGUGAAAACACCCUAAGCAUUUUGCCAUUAAUGAAAGUGAAAAGCUGAUAGUUAGCAUUUUAAUAAAGUUAUUCUUGCUAAUUUGGUGGCUACUGGUUUACACUGGUUGUUAGCGACAUUAGCAUGUACGGUUGUGCUGAUAAAAAGAUCCAGGAUUCACCCGUUAGUGUAUAUAGUUCUGUACAUAACUGAAACUGCUCGAUGGAGAGAAGUGUUAUUUCUUCAUCUCUCUCACCGAGAGGUGCGAAGCCAGCAGCCGCCACAGCCUUGCCUAAACCACCACUGGUUCACCAUCACACUUACUGGGCAAUGCAUGAGUACAAAUGAAAGUCUGGACCAGAAGUUGAAAAUUUAGGACCCCCGAUGUAGAACUGGCACCAUUUAACAGAAUUUGAAACCACGUAUAAGUUCAGAAACCAGGAACUUUUGUUCGCAAUGGGAACCGAAAAAUACUAACUUCUUCAGCUCAAACUUUGACAAUGUUUUUGGGCGUGUCUGAUUAUGAUUUGACGUUUUGAUUGUUCCACUAAAACUGGUUUAAACACAGGCAGAUUUUGAGGUAAAUCACCAUGGUUCUUUUAAGCCUGAAUGGAACUGGUUCAAGAACUGGUUCUUUUGGUGGGAAAGUGCAGGAAGUCAAGUUAAAACAAAUAAUCCUGGGGUGGAUUUUUUUUAGCUUUUAGACUUUCUGGACCUGAAUUUUGCAACUCUGGUGUGGACCCACACACACAUACCUAUCAUAACCUCCUUCUUAAGGCAGUUUUGCCACGUUGGGAUGUCGGGUGCUCAGUUUUGCGCACUGUUACUGAACGAGCGUUACGUGUUUUGUAAUAAUCUGAACCUGAACGGCAGACUUUGUGAAUGUCUAAUUGUAGUGUAGUAUUGCUUGCUUCAGCACUGAGCUCACAGAGCUACAUUUACAUUGAUAAAGCAUUGCUGCAUGGCCCACUGAGCCGACGCCUUCUUCUCGCAGUGUCCGGUGGUUUACCCAGGAACGAUAAUGGCGAUUCUGAAUGAACAGGUAUUGAAUUAAUGUGUUCAGACUACCAGCAGGACAUUAAUCGGUGCAUGGACGGGAGCCGCGAUGACCCUCGGAAGAACUUUUUAAAAAAGAAACUUCACCCUUCACACAAUGCUGUCGAAGAUUUUUUUUGUGCCCACCACCGUCAGCCAUCCACUUGCAUAAUGAAUGUUGUUGAUGCAGUGUUUCUUUGAAUUUCAUUUAUGUUACGUUACCAUGAACCUGUAAUAUUGGAAAGUACUUCAGUGGAGGUGUUCAGAUGUUACAUAUUGGGAGAAUGACACAAUAAAGGCUUAAAAAAAACCCUGAUGUUUUAAAUAUUUAUAAGUGGUGCUGUCUAAAAAGCAAUACACAAGCAGUAGCAGUAAGUUCUGUGUGGACAUUUACUGAUACAGUUAGACCCAUAAAUAUUUGGUCAGACACAAUCUCCAGAAUUUGGGCUCUACAUACCAUCACACACUGGGUUUAAAAUGAGACGAAUCAGAUCCAACUGAACUGAAAAUUAGAAUAUUAUAAGACCAAUUGGUACUUUUGGCAGUGUGCCACAUACUGCUGGAAAAUGAAAUCCACAUCUCCAUAAAAGUUGUCAGCCAUGCGAAGCAUAAAGUGCUGUAAGAUUGUCUGGAAAAACACUGCACUGCACAGAUGGCAUGUCUCUCCAAACCAUCACUGAUUGGUGGAAACUUCACACUAGACCUCAAGCAGCUUGAACUGUGUGUCUCUACACUCUUUCUUCAGACUCUGCUCCCUUAAUUUCUAAAUUAAAUGUAAAAUUUACUGAUAAUCAGUGAUGGUUUGGAGACACAUGUCAUCUGCUGUUGUUGGUCCACUGUAUUAUAUCAAGUACAGUAUCAGUGCAGUGUUUUUCUGAAAAAUCUUACAGCACUUCAUGCUUCCCUCUACUGACAACUUUUAUGGAGAUGCAGGUUUCAUUUUCCAGCAGGACUUGGCACACUGCCCACACUGCCAAAAGUACCAAUUGGUCUUAUAUAAUAUUCUAAUUUUAUGAGACAUUAAUUUUGGGUUUUUCGUUGGCUGUAAGCCAUAAUCAUCAACAAUAAAAGCUUAAAAUAGA